Molecule: messenger RNA, 1617 nt
Organism: Penicillium argentinense
Lineage: Eukaryota; Fungi; Ascomycota; Eurotiomycetes; Eurotiales; Aspergillaceae
Exons: 1
Coding region: 1-1617 (538 amino acids)
Source: RefSeq, a predicted model, not a curated record
AUGCUCCAUCCAGAUAUCCCACUCAGUCGUCAUGGGAUUUAUGAUGCCCCAGGCCCAGAUGAUCAAGAUGGUGUCAUUCGACAAUGUCAAAUUCAUUUUAUCGCAGAGGCAAUUCGUGAAACCCAUCGGGAGGCAGUGGAGGCACUUUUCAUGGAUCAGCCGCCUAAGCAAACUGGAUCAAUGAAACCUCGAAUUCAACUAGUUGAUUGGCCAGAGUUCCCAGCAGUUGAGCGUCUUCUCCCUCGCAAAACUCCCAAUUAUGGUCUUGGUCCUAUUACGGAGAAUGAAGGAACCAUUGACGGCACAUAUGCAGUCAUUCGCAACAUCUUUGUUGAUCAACUUGGGUACAAUCCAGACACAGAUUUUGAUGGAUCAUUGCGACUCGUAUAUGGGGAUCAAAAGACAGUCUCUUUGAUUCAGGUUGUCAAGAAGGAGCAGGCGGAAGCCACAUUGCCGUAUGAUAGAUGCAAUUGGCUGCUUCCUAUCCCUGGUCUCUUCCACUGGCGAACCAACUACAUGGACAUGAUCCAUGAGCUCUACUCUGGCACGGAGGCAGCCGCAGAUGAAACAACUCUACACCACAACAAGAAUUUUCUAGGCUGUGUGCAGGGCCACAAAAGUCCAUUUCACCACAAGGAGGAAGUGGCUACACGUGCUUUUGACGCCCGUGUGACUGCUAAAUUCUACCUGCUGCUGAGAUCUUUUGCAAAUGAGAAGGAUAAAGAUAUUCAACUAUCAACUGACGAGGAGAUUAAUCAUUACAUCAAAAAUAUGACACGCGCGUCCUUUCACCGCAUCAUCGAGAAUAUCCGAGACGAGUUGUUUACUAUGGCGGAGCAGCAGUCUGAAAAUAUGGCAAAACUGUUCCCAGAUCGUCCAAUCGACUUCCCAUUCUCCACGCAUGCGAAAGUUCUUCAACAGAUCGCCAUCUACAAGAUAAUGAAGAAGGCCAUCAAAUAUGCUGACAUUGGGAUCCUUCGGCGUAUAUUUGCGCUGUGCUGUUUCCUUUUCCACGGCUCAAAGAAGUCUAAAUAUGCCUUUCUCUCCUUGUACAUGACAUGGCUCACACAGACUCCGGCUGCAAGCCCAGAGCUCCAAAAGGCUAUAUUGGCUAAUGGGCUGGUCAACAUUCGCGGCGCAGAGGAUUCCUGGUUCGAGAUAGACCGACUGAAUGAGUUUUUCAACCUCCAGAUGAAGUCCCUGAUGACCACACGACGUACCUCUACCGUCGAAGUCACGCCCAUGUUCCAACGAAUGGCAUUGACAGCCAGUUAUUGUACAGAAUUGAAGGCGAAGUUGGAGGCAGAAUUUGGCGAGUAUAGCAAUGGAAGGCACCAGAUUAAGGACGCCAGCAUGGAUGUCCGCAAUCUUGCACAUGAGAUUGCUCAAUCGGAUUCUAUCCAGAAGCAUCUAAAUGGUCGAGAUUCUUGGUUUAAACCUCCGGAUAUCUUGUCUCGAGGAUCUAGUGAAGCAUUAGCUAAAGGGGUUGAGAAAUUCAAUCAACAGCGGCUUCAUGGAGGGUGCCAGGGAGGAGAGGAGCCGAGCCACCUUACUUCAACACCUAUUGCUGCUCUUGAUAAAUUUGUGACUAUAGCAGAUGAUGAAGAUGAAAUCUGA